Microthlaspi erraticum is the source of this 2421-nucleotide messenger RNA. The record is from the annotation of a GenBank genome assembly. NCBI's taxonomy places the organism in Eukaryota, Viridiplantae, Streptophyta, Magnoliopsida, Brassicales, Brassicaceae.
AUGAACGGUCGAGAUCGCGAACGAAUCUUGUCAACUCGCUGCAAUCUCGCUACCGAGCUCCUCGAGAACGGAUAUCGCGUGUUACCGAGAUUCGAAAUGAUUAUGUUUUCGAAUCGGACGGUUCAGAUUGAGGAGAGCGAAGAGCCCGUGCGGCUGAGAUCUGUUGGGACCCACAGCGCGUCACAUCAUCAGCUCGUCGCAUGCAAGCGGUUAAGAUCUGUGAGUUGUACGGUCGAGAUUCACGCAGAAAAAUCGGAUUCUUUGCGAUCUCUUCAGCAAUUAGAUAACUCCAAGUUCUUGAAAAUUAUCGAACCUUUGCAAAAUUUCGAGCGUUUUAGGUUGUUUCGAUUUCGAAUUUCUCCAAAACCUCCUUCAACCUCUUUUUCCUCCGUCUCCUCCUCCGAUUACAAUGCCUCCGAAGAAUCGUCAAGCAAGAGAAGGGAAAGGCCGUCGACCCCGGUGGCGACGGGAAGUUACGCCGCACGCCGAGACGGCGCUCGACGCCGAAGCCUAGACACCUUCCGUCAGGAUUUCGGGAUCCCGGACGAGAUCGAGCUCGUCCUGCCGGCUGAGGGCGAGGACCCGGAGCAUGUUCGUCCGGGGUUUUGCUGCGCCUACACGUCGUAUUGGCGGAGCGCCGGGAUGAUUUUCCCGGUCCCUCGUUUUCUGAUGGAAGCGCUCGCUCAUUACAAGAUGGCGUUUCCACAGAUGCACCCGAGCUUCGUCCGCCACGUGAUAGGAUGUGCGGCUCCCGGGUCGUUUUACUCCUCGCCGAGGCCGAAUCGGCGAAUAUUCACGAACACCCCGCAGAGGGAUAGCGGGUGGAGUGACGAGAUGUUCUUCUUCCGGGUCAGCGAGGCCACGAUGGGCGACUUCGACUUUGGUCGAAUCCGAACGGAGUGGGCGACUAGCGUUGUUGUAGAUCCAGUACCGAACAACCCGGGGAUUGAUUACCUCGUCGAGCGACUCGGAAGGGAAAAGGUGAACUGGAGUACUUUUACUCCGGAACGGAUCCGUCGAGUUCUCAGCUCUCCUCCUGCUCCUCCUCCAGCUGAUCUUCCGGUUAGAUCGGCGCAAGAUUCUAGCUCCGCUUCUUCUGUUCCUCCUCUCACGCAGAUCGAAAAUGCCUCGUCGUCAGCCUCUCAGAUCCCGGACCGCAAAGGGUGCCAAGGCGCUUCCUCGGGUGGAAGUCGAGUUCGUGCCGGCGAGUUCGUAACGGCGGUGGAGGAGGCUAUGGCUUCGAAGCCCACGGCGGGGUCUUCUGCCCUUGCCGACCAGGUGGUUGACCAGGUCGACGCGACCGCUGAAGGAGAGAUCGUUCCUCUCCCGAGUACGGUUCAUGUGAGCUCCGAUCGGACUCGGAGUUCGGAUCAAGGUCACUCGAGGCAGGCGCCGAAGCGAGCUCGGAGUGACGAUGGAGAGACUCGUUCUCGCGAGGGCGGCCCGACUGCCUCGAACGGGAGCGGGGGAAAGCCGCCGUUUUACUGGCAGUACGAGAAUUCCAGAGGCUUCCCCGUUCAGGACGACGAGGAGGGAACAGCUCGCAUUCAGCUCCACUUCAAGCCCGUCGGAUGCCGGCUCCCGUCCCUGAACCAGAUGUCUGAGAAGGAGCUCUACAUCGCGACGUGCGCUGCGAGCGGGAGGGCUGUGGCAGCUCGUAACAUGUUGGUGUCCCGCCUGGAGUCGAGGAUCAGAGAUGCGCCUCAGCAGAAAGAGCUCGAUCAGGUGAAGGAGCUCGUUGCCAAGUUGACCUCCGAUCUCUCUGCGGCGAACGAGCGGGUAGCUCGUCAGGGUGAGCUCUUGAAGAAACACACCUCGCAGGAGGGUCGUGUGAAAGAGCUCGAGACCAGGGAGGCCGAUCUCUUGCGCCAGCUGUCCCAGAAUCAGGAGCAGAUGGCGGCUUUGCAGAAGGAGAGCUCGAGUGCGCUGACGCAGUCGCUUCGCCUUAGCCGGGAGAACCAGGUACUCGUCGCCGAGAAGGACAACGUAGCUCGCCGUGCCAACCGCGCAGGUCGGAGGGAGAUGGUCGCGAAGCAUCGGGAAGUGCUUGAAUCGGCUAAGGCAAAGUUCGAGGAGAAGAGGGUGGAAGGUGAGAAGGAGGGCGAUCAGAUCGAACUCCAAUCCAACAUCGAUCUCCUUACGUCGCUGAUCUCCGGUGCGAUCAACCAGGAGGAAGAGCUCGCCAGGUUGAAGGGGCUCGAGGAUGAGGUGGCCGAAGCAGCCAAGGCGGCCCAAGUCUCCGAUUUCUCGAUCGGGAAGUUUAACCUUCCCGUGGUUUCGGAGGACUCGGUCGCGCGCAUGGAGAUCGACCCAUCGACGAGCAUCCCGGUUGGCUUGAACCCGUUCGGGACGAAUGCCGAAGAGAAGGGAAGCAACGAGGAGGAAGAGAAGGAAGAUGAAGAGAUGACCGUCGAGGACUGA